GCCGCGGCCCUGGUCAGAGAAGAGACGUCACGAUGAAUGCACCUCAGCGGGCCUCCGUCUCGUUCUCGGACGUGGCUGCCUCGUUCUCGCAGCAGGAGUGGGAUCUGCUGGAGCCGUGGCAGAAGGAUCUGUACAAGAAAGUGAUGCAGGAAAUCCACAGCGUCCUGCAGGACCUGGGAUACCGCAUCGAGAAUUCGGAAAUCCUUUUCCGGGUAGUGAGGAAGGACGAGCCGAGCCGCCGGUCCAGGAGCCCCAAGGAGGACUCGUGUUUUGCCCCUGAUAUCCUGUUGAGGGUAAAUUAUCACGGCGAGUCCACGGCCUCCGGCGAGCUCAGCAGCUCUGAAGCGGAUGUGAAACGAGAUUCGGUUUGCGGAUCCAACCUUUACCUGAAUGUUAAGCAAGAAGAGGAGGCGUACAGCCCGGCGUAUGACUCCCAGACGGAGGAGAGCAACGAGAGCGCGAGCUCAGAACGUUGCGUUGGGGAAGCGCCCUACACUGUAGUGGUGAAGAGCGAGAUGGACUCUGCCGCUGAGGAUCAUGAAGACGCCAUUAACGGCCCGGCUUCAGCUCAAGAGGCCGUCCAGGCGUGGAGUCCGGAUAAAGUGAGACUGAGAUCCCGGAGCCCGACCGGCGAAGAAGCCCCGGAUCCGGCUCACCGAGUCAGGACACGAAGGCGGAAAGGCGUAGCUCGCCAAAUAAAACCCGUCGCUGCUCUUCAUAACUCCAACCAAAACAAGCAAAGUGAACCCAAAGAGAGCGCGGGCCCCCGACUGCCUCGCUUGUUAAUGGAGUGCGAGUCCAGCCUGACCGGCGUUAAGUUUCCUUACGCUCCGGCCCGCAGCGGCGAGGAGAUCUUCCCGUUCUCGGCCUUUGCGAAGGGCUUCGGCUUCCAGCAAAGGGGGCAGACGUUUAUUAUCUGUAGCGUGUGCGGAAAAACGUUCUGCAACAAUUCCAGCUUCCAGGUGCACAUGAGGACGCACACCGGGGAGCGGCCCUACAAGUGCACGGACUGCGAGAAGAGCUUCAUCCGCAGCUCCCACCUGAAGAUCCACCUACGGACCCACACGGGCGAGCGGCCCUACAAAUGCCCCGAGUGCGACAAGUGUUUCCGGGACAAUUCCAGCUUUGCGCGGCACCAGCGGAUCCACACGGGCGAGAAGCCGUACCAGUGCGCCACGUGCGGGAAGUACUUCCGCAAGAAGUCCAAUCUGAAGGACCACCAGAGGACGCACACGGGGGAGCGACCCUACAAAUGCAAACACUGCGACAAAAGCUUCCACCAGAAGUCUAACUUACGGGUCCACGAAAGGAACCACAACGGAGAGAAGAAAAUGCGGCUCGACGUCUGCGAUGGUUUCUACGAAAACUACAGCGUCCACAGCAAGAAACGCCUGAUGCUGAUGGAAGAGAAGCGAUAUCGGUGCUCAGAGUGCGGAAACGGCUUCACCAGAAACUCUCACCUCAAGGCUCACCGCCGGAUUCACACGGGGGAACGUCCGUUCAAAUGCACCAAGUGCGACAAGUCCUUCAGUGAGAACUCCCACCUCACUGUCCACCUCCGGGUCCACUCGGGGGAGAAGCGGUACAAGUGCGACAUGUGCGAGAAGUGCUUCAGCGAGAAUUCAAACCUUAUUGUCCACCAGAGGAUCCACACGGGGGAGAAGCCGUACAAAUGCCCGGAGUGCGAGAUCUGUUUCAGCCAGCACUCCAGCCUGGUGCGCCAUCGCAGGAAACAUUCCGGCGCUCGCCCGUACAAGUGUUCGCAGUGCGACAAGACGUUCAGCCAGAAGGGGCACCUAAGCAACCACGUACGGACGCAUACCGGCGAGAGGCCGUAUAAGUGCGCCGAGUGCGGCAAGUGUUUCAGUGAACAUUCCCACCUCACAGGACACCAGAAGAUACACACCGGGGAGAAGCCCUACACGUGCGACGUGUGCCAAAAGGGGUUCAGCAAGAUCUCCAACCUGAAAGCUCAUCAGCAGAUCCACACCGGCUUCCGCCCUUAUAUCUGCACGCAGUGCGGGAAGAGCUUCACCCAACACUCUACCUUGGUCCGACACCAACGGGUCCACGUGGGCAAGAUGGAGUCGUUCUGGAGAAAAAUGUACGAGGACUCUGUGGGGACCACCAAGGACAUGUCGUGGAAGGACGACCUAGUAAUCCGAAAUAUAGAUUGCCAGGAUACAAAGGAAGCCACAGAACAGGAUGGGGUUUCCUGACCAUCCCCCAGCCGGGAAUAUUAAUUGAACUCUUCCCGAAACUAGACUUCGCAUUCCUGUGUACGUAACGUCGGAGAUUCAGCACAUUCGGGGGGGAUACAUAAAUAUCUGCGCUCAUCCAAUGUAUUCGUGUUCCUCUCGGUUCUGAUAAUUUAAUGUAAUUUAUUUGGAGUUUCCUGCAUGUUAUUUAUUAAUUCCUAACAAAUAUUCCCGCGGCGGCAGCUUUUAGCUGUCGGAUCAGCUGUUGCCGCGGAGCGUCCUGCCCCGUGGAUCUUAGGGGUUUAAAAGGCAGAGGAUUAGGCUCGGUCUCCGUCUUGAUCUUUCGCUAGUUCAGAGUGUCUUCGGGUUCCACGGAGAGGGCAAGAAAGCUGUGACCGCAGGGGGGAUGGUCAGAAUGAUUCAGGCGUUCGUAGGACACAUCCCCAAGGACUAGAUUGUAAUAAAAAAAAAUAUCCCUCUGGAUAGAUGGCGACCAUCUCUGGGGUCAGUAUGGUUUCUUCAGCUUGGGAAUGCACAGGUGGCGUGUCAGGAGCCCCCCGCAAUGUAACAUGGGGGGCUUGUGAAGCAAUUUCUAUAAACUGACUACUGACUGUAAAACAUUAAACACCAAAAACAUCUACGCGAA
Messenger RNA from Spea bombifrons (plains spadefoot toad), 2844 nucleotides. RefSeq names its product zinc finger protein 835-like. The record is from RefSeq and is a predicted model, not a curated record. Gene Ontology annotation, biological process: regulation of transcription by RNA polymerase II. The coding region runs from base 33 to 2219 and encodes 728 amino acids. The transcript has 9 exons. NCBI's taxonomy places the organism in Eukaryota, Metazoa, Chordata, Amphibia, Anura, Pelobatidae. Gene Ontology annotation, molecular function: DNA-binding transcription factor activity, RNA polymerase II-specific; RNA polymerase II cis-regulatory region sequence-specific DNA binding. Gene Ontology annotation, cellular component: nucleus.